Molecule: messenger RNA, 1260 nt
Organism: Fusarium coffeatum
Lineage: Eukaryota; Fungi; Ascomycota; Sordariomycetes; Hypocreales; Nectriaceae
Exons: 1
Coding region: 1-1260 (419 amino acids)
Source: RefSeq, a predicted model, not a curated record
AUGUUCGCGAAGGCUUUCACCAUUGCCACUCUGGCUUCUUAUGCCAGUGCUCACAUGCUCAUGGCCGAGCCUAAACCUUAUGGAAGCCCUGACAACAGCCCCCUCGAGGCUGAUGGCUCUAACUUUCCCUGCAAGGGAGCAGUCAACGACGGUGGAUCGAGCAACACCUACAAGGCAGGCAGCACUCAGCAGCUCUCCUUCAUCGGCUCAGCCGUCCACGGUGGAGGUUCAUGCCAAGUCUCUCUUACUACCGACAAGAACCCUACCAAGGACUCUGUCUGGAAGGUUAUCCAUUCUAUUGAGGGAGGUUGUCCUGCUAAGAACCAGGCAGGCAACUACCCUGAGAAUGCCAACCUUGAUAACCCCGACAAGUACGAUUUCAAGAUUCCCGAGGAGUUGGCUGCCGGUGACUACGUGCUCGCAUGGACCUGGUUCAACCACGUUGGAAACCGCGAGAUGUACAUGAACUGUGCUGCUGUUAAGAUCGAGGGUGAAGGUGGCUCUAAGGACCACUUGGACUCUCUUCCUGACAUGUUCGUUGCCAACAUUGGCAAUGAGUGCGAGACACCUCCUGAUACCGAUCUCGCUUUCCCCAACCCCGGUAGCUCUGUCAGCAAACUCAAGUCCACUCUCACUGACCCUAAGGGACCUGGAUGCCAGAAGCCCGGCUCUGGCUCUGGCUCUGGCUCCGGUGGUGGUUCCGGUGGAAGCGCCCCCGAGCCUUCCACCCCCGCCGCUGAGCCUUCCACUCCUGCUGCUGCUCAGCCUACGCAACCCGCUACUACUCCCGCCCCUGGUACCGGAUCAGGCUCCGGUGAUGGUUCCAACGGUGCCCCCGAGAUCCCUGGCGGUGCUUUCAUCACUGUUUCCAAGCCUGCUGCAUCUCAGCCUUCUGCUACACAAGCCCCUGAAGCCCCUGCUACUCCCGAGACCCCAGACAACGGUUCCGAUGAGGGAUCUGGCUCUGGCUCUGGCGAAGGAUCCGGCUCUGGUGAAGGCAAAAACGGCGGUAACUCCGGCUCCGCUCCCGACUCCGGGUCUGGCUCUGGCUCCGGCGGAUUCCCUGCUGGCAGUGCUUGCACAACUGAGGGUGAAUGGAACUGCAUUGGCGGUUCUUCUUUCCAGCGCUGUGCUAGCGGCACAUGGACUCCUUCUCAAGGACUCUCCUCUGGCGUUACCUGCACUCCCGGACAAGGUGCUGAUAUCAGCAUGGCUGUUAAGCGUGGCAACAGGAGCAUGCGCCGAGCUCAGCGCUCUUAA